AUGGGGCUGCCGCUGCCGCUACCGAUCCGAUUGACGUGGACGAGGAGCAACUUGGAGAAAGUCAAGUCACUCCAUCUGCCAGUGGAGGGCCUGCUGGUGCCAAUACCGAUCAGGAGGAGCUUAGCCGAGCACAACGAAUUGCCAGGACCGCUAUGUGGAAAGAGGAUCAACCGACCAACAAGCGACUCAUCCUGCAGUAAUCUCCUCAAACACGCUGCAAGUUGUGUUAAGAAGAAACAUGAUCAAGACCAUACAAGGACCCUUGGAUCGCUUGGAGUCACUGGCACUGGUGACAUUGACCCACGCGAGGUAACACAGAAAUGUGCAAUCUGGUGUGCGGAGGCUGCACGCCCAUUCUCUGCAUUGGAAGACAACAGCCUCAAGAGCAUCUUGCACCCAACUGUCCUCAAGAACUUACCCAAUCGACGGAUGGUCUCCAAAGCAAUUCAUGUCUUUUACACCGUGGUACAGGAAGCCUUCAAGUUGGAGUUGAAGAGCCACACAGGAGCAUUGUAUCUUGGGUUGGACGCAUGGCAAUCGCCCAACGGGUUCGACAUUCUUGGUAUAGUAGUCUACUGGCUUAACGAGCGAGCCGGGCUUCAAUCUAUGCCACUCGAUUUCAUCAAGUUAUCCCGCAGCCACACAGGCAAAUACUUGGCUGAAACAGUACAGCUGGUCGUUGAAAAAUUUGGUAUUGCGAGCAAGAUUUAUGGCAUUGUGUCAGAUAACGCGUCCAAUAAUGAAGUUAUGGUAAAUGAGCUGAAAAAUCUGAAGUGGCCCCACUUCAAAGGACAACCUCAAUGGAUACGCUGCUUUGCCCAUAUACUCAAUCUAAUUGCAAAGGCUAUCCUGCGACCGUUUGGACCACAAAAAAGAAACCAGAAAGAAACAUCUGACUUGGCCGAUCGAUCUGAAUCCGAUUCCGAAACAGAAUCAUCUGAUUGCGAAGAGCAGAUUGCGUUGUACACCAAGGGGAGUGAAGUUGUAAUUAGUGAUUCCGAAGACAAUGAUUUGGGAGACUCAGAUGGGAUUACAAAGGAGGCCGACAGCGAGGAAUUGGAUACUAAUGACAUUCAACAAUUAAGUGACGAAGAUGAAGAUGUCGACAAAUACACAUCUUCAAGUUGCCGACAAACUCUUACAAAGUUUCGUGCCAUUGCCCGUAAGCUGAAAAAAUCACCAAACUCAAAAGCAACUUUUAUCAAGUUAUGCAUAGAAAAAAAGUGUGACAAACCGCAUACUAUCGAACGAGAUGUUUGUACAAGAUGGAACUCGACUCUAAUUCAACUAAAUAGCAUCAUCAGGUGUCACUCCGCCAUUAUUGAAUGGCAGAAGGACAAAAAAUAUGGACUCGCUCGGAAAUAUCAAAUUAAUGAGAGGGACAUCAAAUUAGCUAUCGACUUGGCUGCAAUACUGCAGCCUUUGCUUGAAAUAACGCUUCAAGUUUCACUUGCAGGAUCACCUCGGUUAUCGCAUGUGGUGGUCUUCAUCGAUCAAAUAACCGAACAUCUCUCGACUAUCAUAGCUCAAGAAUCUUACGCUCCUGUCUUGAGGAAUGCGUGUCGUGGCGGUUUGCAGCUUACUAACAAAUACUAUACUCUAACCGACUGCUCACCCCUUUACAGAGUGGCUAUGAUACUCCACCCCUCAUUCAAGGAUGAGUACUUCAAGAUUGCUGGCUGGGAUCAAAAGUGGAUCGAUGAUGCAAUUUCUCACACACGCGAGAUGUGGAUCAAUCACUAUAAGCCAAAACCAAUACCCACAGCUUCCAAAUCAGUCGACCCUAAAUCAAAACACCCAACCGGAUUCCUUUCGCAACUUGGUGCCGCAUCUGCAGCACGCUCAGGGAACUCAUCAACCGAUCCACUUGACAUCUGGCUUAGCGGUGCUCUUGUCUUGGAUGGAUCCGAUCCUAUCGACGCCCUUGAAUGGUGGCUUCAACAAAAGCGGGGAGGAAACACUUAUGGAGGGCUUUUGACUAUGGCACUGGAUGUAUUGAGUUGUCCAGUCUUUUGA
Molecule: messenger RNA, 2016 nt
Organism: Puccinia graminis f. sp. tritici CRL 75-36-700-3
Lineage: Eukaryota; Fungi; Basidiomycota; Pucciniomycetes; Pucciniales; Pucciniaceae
Exons: 12
Coding region: 1-2016 (671 amino acids)
Biological process (GO): regulation of transcription by RNA polymerase II
Cellular component (GO): nucleus
Source: RefSeq, a predicted model, not a curated record